CCCACCCGUGCCGUGUGUGGGCUCAUCACAUCUGUGCGGCGUUGGGGUUGAAUUUGGGGUUGGUCUGGGGGGCGGCGGUGGCGGGGUCCUCAUCGGUCGUCAUCUGCUGCUUCACCUCCGCCAUGACCUCGUAGCGCAGAGCCUUGCGCAAGUGACGCACAAUCCAAACCCUACCACAGACAGACCACAAAGGAGACGAGACGGACGGUCGAGCCGCCGACACUUUAUUUGAGGCAGGCAGGUGUGUAAGUACCUGUAGAUGAAGAAGAGUGACACGACGACGAUGGAAGCGCCGAUGAUGGAGACGAAGACGAUCCACCAGGGGACGCCCUUCUCCUGCUCAAGCUUGUGCACCUUCUUCUCGAACUCGAUCUUGCUCGGAUGGAGCAGCGUGUCGCACUCCUGACAGACAGAUAUCGACAUACAUACGCAGGGAGAGGGCGGCCGUUGGUGCGCUAGCUGGUGUCUCGUCUCAUUGGUUGAUGUGUGGACUUGUGUACCUUUGGUCGUUUUUCGAACCCUGAGCAGACGGCUCGUGUGAUGACCUCCGAGUCGAGGGGCCCGCUGUACCGCCAGUCGUUGAUGCGCAUCGCCAGGGGGCUCCACGCGUGGUUGAGGCGCUCCCUUUCCAAUAUCGACUCCUUGUCCUCCUGCGCACACAAACCGACACAGAGGCAGGUGGGGUGGUUGCGGUGCGUGUGGGUGCUGCGUUCUGACGUACGGUGAGGCAUUUGUUGAUCUGCUUCAUGUCUGCGCCGAGCUUCUUCAUGAGGGCUAGGGAGCACUCCUCGCCGAAGGCCUUGUUGCCCUUGCCAUCCAUCGGACACCUGCGCACCGCACACACGAUUGACAGUAUUCCCUGCCCUCCCCUCGUUCCUCCCUCCCUCGAUGCCCGUGUUGUGCGUGUGGUGUCGUACGCCUUGGGUAGCUGGUCGACGUAGUUCCACCAGAUCGCCGAGUAGUCGCCGCUCUGCUCCACAUUGUGGUCAACAAUCGCUGUCUUCUCCCACAGACACAAUUGACUGCACACACACACCACACACACCACCGGUCAGUCGUAACUCUACCGUGCCCACGCAUCCAUCCAUCCAUCCAUUUAUCCAUCCAUUUAUCCAUCCAUCCAUCCACCUCUGUUCGCUCACCGGACGGUUUCCUCGACCACGUCUUUGCCCGUGGUUGAGCCGGCCAUGUCGGGGUCCAGGGCGCAGUAGGUGGCGUCGUCGUCUAUGCACAAGUCCUUGUAGUCCCGCGGGAGGCUGAAGAUCCAGUAGUGCGGACGGAAAUCAAGCUGCAAGGUGGUAAGGUGAGCAGCAACCACAGAACGAACACCAUACAUACACACACACCACACAAGCACGAGAGAGAAUGGAGAACGAGACGAGGAAGGGGAGAAGGGGAGAAGGAGUCGCCUUUGUCCUGACCUUGUGCUUGAGCGUCUUGGCGUAGUGGGAGUACUCCUGCAGGAAUUCGAUGCUCUUCUCCACCGCUGGGGUGAUCCAGAAGUCCAUCGACACCGUCGUCUCCUGCAGCGCAGCACCAGAGAAGACACAGACGAGAAGCCAAUCCGUCGCCUGGUCUGGUCUCCGUCAAGACCUCCGCAUAUAUGUGGGUCAGGUCUGCACCCACCCACCUUUGGCACGUCCCAGGCCAGCUCGAUGAUGACGUUGUUUUCGUUCUUCUGGAGCUCCUCGAUCAGCAGGGACCCCUCCUUGUCACUGAUCAGGAUGGACGGCACCUUGACGUUGUCGCCCCAGCCGUCAUCAGCCAUGAUGACUCGCUGGAUCUCUGACGGUGUCCUGUUGGACCCCUCGGUGUCCACCACUAUCACCGCCAUGGCCUCCUUUUUCUCAGCGAUGCGAAUCUUUGUCACGAAGUUGCAGUUCCCUGAUAUACGAAGGAACGAAACAAACAAACAAACGGUUAGAAUGGCUGUGACGCUCUCUGCCCUUCGCCUCUCUGUCGCUGCCCUCCGCCUGUCUGCCUGUGGCUGCGGUUGGGGUGCCAUAUUGUGUGUGUUGUACCUCUCCUGACGACGAUGAUGUUGGGCAGCUUUCUUUCCUUUUCGCCGAGGGGGUCCGGGAUGUCAUAGUCGUCCUCGCGGCACCAUUGGUCGCCCUUGGUCGGGCCGUACACCAAGCGGCCGGUUAUCCGCUCGCCAUAAUACUGCCACACACACACGACCAGCAGCCACCAUACUCACCCCAGCCGUCCCUUAGGCCUUCCCUCCCGCGGCGCCGCGCCCUGCCUCUGUGUGUGUGUGUGUGUUGUUUGUUGUGUGGGUAUACCGGUGUGCCAAAGGCGGCAGUUGAGCCGUCGAUCUCGGCCCUGUGGAACUUCUGGGAGAGGCUCUUUGGCUCGAGCACCUUGAUUUGAGCCACUGUGCUGACGACGUACGCAAGGCAGACGCACACCGCCAGCGGCUUCCUGAGGACCAUCCUGUGUGAUUCUGAUGUGACAAGAGGCCCCCUGUGCGGCUGCGAUGUGCGUGCG
Molecule: messenger RNA, 2490 nt
Organism: Vitrella brassicaformis
Lineage: Eukaryota; Vitrellaceae
Source: the annotation of a GenBank genome assembly